Symphalangus syndactylus (siamang) is the source of this 757-nucleotide messenger RNA. It is a transcript of the gene SMIM1, whose product is annotated as small integral membrane protein 1 (Vel blood group). Lineage: Eukaryota; Metazoa; Chordata; Mammalia; Primates; Hylobatidae. The record is from RefSeq and is a predicted model, not a curated record.
UCCGCCCAGCUCUCAGCACAGACCUCAUGCCUACUGAGCAGAGGGGGUCUGUGACCUUCUGCCCUGGGGGCUUUCCUGGCUGGGGCACUCUCUUGCUGGAGGACCCCUCUGGAAGAUGGUGAGGGUGGGGGGGGGGCUCUGUUCCCAUCCCCCCGCUCCUGGAAGGAAAGCUUUACGGACGAGAACUGUGGUCCCUGACGCUUCCCCAGCGCCUCGCAGGCUCUGGGAGCCUGAACGCAUUCGGAAGAGACUCUCCCUAUCGCCCUUCUCUGCUCCCCACCCACACCUGCUUCCCUUCCCGCGCCGAGCACUAAGCGUGUGCCACGUGCGGGCGCCACGCCCCUCAAGCCCCGGAGGAGGACGGUCCCCGCGGCCGGGUCCCCGAUACCCAGGAUUGAGGCUCAGACGCGCCCAGAGCCUCUCGCAGUCUCGUCGGCGCUGCAGCCGGGUCCCCGCGGAGCUGGGGGGCUCCUGGCGUCGGAAGGGCUCCAGCAGGGGUGAAGGAGACCAGACACCUCCCCGCUGCUGGCUCCAGCCCUUCCCCGCGUGGCCCCGCCCCCGCCCUCGCCCCCUGCGCAGGCCCGGCCCCUGCGGAGCCCAGAGACGCGGGGACACAGGCUCGAGGCGUCUGCCGCACCUCAGCCCACGACCUGCCCCGCUGGGAGCUGCGGGCGGCUGGCCAGGCCCUGACCGCAACCUAGCCCAGAGGCCCCAGCCCUCAGGCAAGAUUCUCCGGUGAAGUCACAGCCUCGCCACC